AUGACUGCAGUUUUGGAUUCCUCCAGGCCGUUCUCCACAGAGCUACAUGUCAUCAGACAGCUGAAUUCUAGUCUGUACGGAGCUGGUGGCAGACAUGGACUGGGACCCGGGCGAGAACACUCUCCCUUUGCUCGAUUUCAUGCCCCUACUGAACACGUUACCCUGGCUCCUUUACGAGAUGACGUCCCCCUGCUGGAUCCUUGCUGUGGACAGCUGAGUGCUGGAGCGGAGGUAGAGCUGGGGGUCAAAGGUCGACAGAAAUUCAUAGAUUUCCAUCAUGUGGCCUCUGCUCUGUGGGUCCCUCCAGGUUUCAGUGAGAGGCCACAAACAGCCUUAAACCCCUCCAGUACCUGUGUAGAUCUGAGAGAAGACAAGGCCUGGAAUUCCAGGAGGAUCCCUGAUGCAGCCUGGAGAGCAAGACUCAGUGGGAUUUUGAAACUGUGCAGCCUGGAGUCAGAUAAGCUGAUGAGUUACGAGGAUGUUGGAUGGGAUAGAAAGUUAACCCGGCACUUGAAGGCACCACAAACUCCCAGGGAGAAAAUGGCAGAUCCAGUGAGUGAGUGUCCCUCAUCGAGGCGCUAUAGUAGUGGACCUCAGUUGUGGCAGUCUGUAGGAGCUGAGUGGAACAGACAGCAGCUUCGACUGAGGAAUGAUGCCAAGAAACCCGUUUCAUUCUGCAGUGGAUGUCCCAGGUCCGGUCAGAUCCCUCUGUACACUGGUACAGUCGGCUCUGAGAACAUGGAUAACAUUGACAACAUGGAUGAAGACUUUCACCCACUGACCCUUAAAAGGAGUAUCAUACCUCCAUACACGUCAACAGCAUGCCGACCCACCAUCCCUGGAUAUACAGGCAAGGCUGUCUAUGCUAGCUCUGCUGCUGGUGCUGUAGUUUCUGUCUCCAGCACUGCAGACUCCUCUGGGACAAUCAAAGAAACACCGGGUGCUACUUUUGGCCGUGCAGCACCCCUCUCCCGAAUGGUGACCACCGUGACCCCCCGCAACCCCUUCCUGAGACCUGCACCUCCUGCCUCGCACUCAAACGCACCAGGACACAUUAGACAAAGCAGAUGAAAAAGUUUUGAAGGUGUCAGCCUUCUUUUUAUGCCAUCCAAUCUGUUUAUAUGAAUACAGCUAUAAUGAUGUGAUGUCAGUGACUGAUUCGGAGUGAGUUGGAGAAUAAUGAGAUGCCCCAUUAUCAUAAUUUCCCUGAUUUAGAUGAGUGGUUUUCUAAGUCUGGGUGGUGAGCUCUCGCAUUGUCCUUUUAAACAUUCACGCUCUCACUGGCUUACUGUGUAUGUGUGUGUGUGUGUGUGU
Scatophagus argus is the source of this 1314-nucleotide messenger RNA. Its product is annotated as spermatogenesis-associated protein 48. NCBI's taxonomy places the organism in Eukaryota, Metazoa, Chordata, Actinopteri, Scatophagidae. The record is from RefSeq and is a predicted model, not a curated record. The transcript is spliced from 8 exons. The coding region runs from base 1 to 1071 and encodes 356 amino acids.